AUUGCCUUUGACAGUCCGUCUUUUCAAAACCAUUAUUUCUGCCUUUCUUCUUUUCAUUCUUUUUUUCCAUUUGCUUCAUUUUAUUUUAUUUUUUACAUAUUUCACACCACCUUUAUUAACCUUUUUGGAUUUACCAAUGGCUCAUGCAAAGUUCAGCCUGUUUACUGGCUGCAUUGUUGACACUCCGGUCAUGGGCGAGCUGCGCAUUCUCGUCAACGGCGCGCUGGGCAUCGAUCGCAGCACAGGUCGUAUUGUAGGAACCAGCGAAAGCUCAGGCACACCUGCCAAAGAGCUAUUUGAGCAGUGGACAGGACAGCAGGUUAGCAUCGGACACGACCUGCCGCUGAUGGACUGGCUGAACAAGUACACGUUCAAGCACGAAAGCGAGUUCAAGGACCCGGAGCUUGCCAGGAAGUUCUAUAAGGGCGCAAUAGACCGGGUGAUUAGAAACGGCGUCACAUUCGCGGCGUAUUAUGGCACUAUCCACCUCGAAGCCAACCGCAUUUUGGCAGACACAAUCCGUAAUGCCGGACAGCGUGCAUUUGUCGGCAAAGUAUGCAUGGACGCCAACUCGCCGGACUACUACUCCGAAUCGACUGCUGAAAGCAUCGAGCAGACGCAGGAGUUUAUUAAGCAGGUGCUGGGCGGUCAAGGCAAUUGUCCCGCAGACACCCGACUGGUGACGCCCAUUAUUACGCCGCGAUUUGCCCCGUCGUGCUCGUCCGAGUGUCUAGGCGCCUUGGGCGAGCUGGCCAAGCGGUACCAGCUACCGAUCCAGUCGCACCUGUGCGAAAACCCUUCAGAAAUCGAGUUUGCACGACAGUGCUUCCCCGAGUGCACUAGCUACACCGAGAUCUAUCACAAGCAUGGUCUGCUUGGCAACCGCACCAUCAUGGCGCACUGCGUGCACAUGACCGCAGAAGAACUCGCAAUCAUGCGCGACACAGGUACCGGGAUCAGCCACUGCCCAACAUCGAACUUUACGCUGGGCAGUGGGCUCGCCGACGUCAGGCGCUUUGUCGCCCAGGGCAUCCCUGUCGGCCUGGGCACCGAUGUCGGUGGCGGAUACACGCCUUCGAUCCUCGACGCCAUGCGGAUGGCUGCUGCUACCAACCGGCACUGAUUGCCAGCAAGCGCUUGAGCGGGGAGGAUCUUUCAGGUAGAUAUGACGUUCCGUUGGAGGCUGCAGAGAUGUUCUUUUUGGCCACGCAAGGUGGAGCCCGCGUGAUGGGCAUGGCUGAGAGUCUCGGCAGCCUCGAUGCUGGCAAGCUCUUUGACGCCCUGGUCAUCGACCUGUCUGCGCAUGCCUCUCCUGUGCCGUCGGUCGAGAGUACAUUUGCCAUUUCGUGUCUCUUUGAUCCAAUAGAGGCGUGGAGGCUGCGCUUGGAGCAGUUUGUCUUCCUUGCGGAUGACCGCAAUAUCUCUCGUGUGUACGUUGGGGGAAACCUGAUUCAUUCAAAGUGUUGAGCGGCACAGCAGCUGCAUGAUAUAAUGUAAAAAAAU
Kickxella alabastrina is the source of this 1503-nucleotide messenger RNA. RefSeq lists its product as uncharacterized. Gene Ontology annotation, molecular function: guanine deaminase activity; zinc ion binding. Lineage: Eukaryota; Fungi; Kickxellomycota; Kickxellomycetes; Kickxellales; Kickxellaceae. Gene Ontology annotation, biological process: guanine metabolic process. Gene Ontology annotation, cellular component: cytosol. The coding region runs from base 137 to 1123 and encodes 328 amino acids. The record is from RefSeq and is a predicted model, not a curated record. The transcript is spliced from 2 exons.